AUGGCAGCCCGAGUGCUGGCGCUGCUGCCGCUGGCCGGAUUGGGCGCCUGGAGCGCCAACGCGACGCUCACGCGCAUGAGCUACCAGGUGCGCGCGCCUCCUGGCGGCGAGGCGCUCGAGUUCAUCCCCGGGUCCAUGGACGACACCAUCAUGGAGACGCUCGAGACGGGCGACCUCGUCUUCUUCCAGCGCAAGCUCACGGCCAUGCAGCCGCUGGCGGCGCUGCACACGUGGGUCACUCGCCUCCAGCUGCGCCCGCGCUUCGACCACUGCGGGUGGAUCUACGUGGACCGCUUGGGCCGCAAGUUCAUCGUCGAGGAGACGCUGGACAAGGUGCAGUGUCGGCCCUACAGCGCUCGUCUGCUGACGUCCGAGGCCACGGAGAUCUCCGUCUUGACACUCAAGCUAGAGCGUUCCAAGGAGAUGCAGGAGGCUGCCAACGCCUUCAUCGCCGAGAAUUUGGGCCGCGCGAGCCGCAUCUCGCUGCGCCACACAGUCUCGGCGCUCAUCAACCCGGAAGAAAUGCGCAAGGCCGGAGCUGAUGCGGUGCCUGCGUUCCCCAGUGCCGGU
This is a messenger RNA of Phytophthora sojae, 570 nucleotides long. RefSeq lists its product as hypothetical. The transcript has 2 exons. The annotation marks the transcript as partial. NCBI's taxonomy places the organism in Eukaryota, Oomycota, Peronosporomycetes, Peronosporales, Peronosporaceae. The record is from RefSeq and is a predicted model, not a curated record.